CGACUUUGAAACAUACUUUUAAGAUCAAAAUUGCCGUAUACUUUUUGGUCAACCAACAUAGCUUAUUUCCUUGGGAGAGGGUAUUAUGGAUGUGGCCCUUUUUCGGACAAAUCGCAUUUCGCAGCGCACAAAUCGCACGCCAUUUUCUAGCAUGCUCUAGGAAUAUUACGAAACCCGAUCGAAAAUUUUAGGCGAAAACGCAGAGCUCUGCAAGUUGAGACACGUUUGACACGGAAACGGAAACGGAAGUUGGUGAAGGCGGAAGGAACACAAAACGAGUGAGGAAAAGCAUUUGGAAGUCACGCCCACAACAUGAGCAGCAUGAAGGGCGGCUUCUCCACGCUGAAUCGCUGGUUUGGCCGCAAAAAGGACAAAUCUGGCACUGGCAGCUCCUCGAUGGGCAAGCUGUCCAAGUCGUCGACACAGCUGCACCAUUUGUCCACGGACACGGACAUAAACGAGACUAGUCAGCUGGAGUACAACCGGAUAACUCCGGUGCCCGCGGCCACGAGCAACGCACCCUUCGAGCAGACAUUCCGCAUCACGGUGCUUCUGCCGAAGGAUCAGCUUUUUGUGGCCCGCUUGGGAGCCAGAGUUCCUCUGAGCAAACUCCUUUCGCUCGUCUGCGACAAUAAGCAACUGGAUGCGGAAAAGUAUGAGUUCCGGAAUCCAGUGGAUGCUAGUCAGGUGUACAGUUGCGAGUCGACGAUCGGAGCAGUGGGCCUCUCGGAGAUCCGAUUGUGCCACAAGUCGGAGUCCUACGACAACUUCAAUCCGGAUGUGAUGCACAAGUUCCAGCGCACAGGAGCCGCACGGGAUUCGUUGAGCAGCAGCUCGGAUUUCAGUAGCAGCCGGCACUCAAAGGUUACGGCCAAGACGCCGAGUCCCUACAGUUCGAGCAACUCCCUCAACUCGAUGGACUCCACGGGGAUGAACUACACUCGCACACCGGUGGUUGUGCCACCGGCGAAGGUAUUGGCUCCACCGCCGCAAAAGCGUACGGCUCCGAGGCCACCAAGUCAGAUUUGUAUUCCGGAGCAAUCGGUUCCGGAUAUUCCGGCUGCUACUUUGAAGAGCGAACCCGCCUAUGCGGUAAUCGUGAAGCGUCCCCAGCUUUGCAUGUCCACGCCAAAUCUUUCGAGUCCGCCCGAGUUGGACUGCAAUGGCAACAGCUCAAAAUCACCGGACGAUGACUCCGCGGAGGGUCACUACGCCACAUUGGACCUAAAGCCGCCGGCUGCCGGAGGACCGGAACCAACGCCCCGGAAGCGUCUGCUGCAGAUCAAGAAGAAAACAGCCCCGGCUCCUCCGCCCGAUUCCCAAAGUGGUGGCGACACCAUAUCACUGGCUUCACUCCCGGAACCGGUGACACCCACUCCGAAUAUUCCGCAACCGGCUCCCAGGAUCACAACACCUCUGCCCACUGCUCCUCCGGCAGGAAAUAUUACUGCCCCACUGCCCCAAACGAACGGAAACGUGAACGGCAAUGGAUCACCAAAUGGAAAUGUGUCCAAAGUCCUCUUGAACAGGACCCCCACCCCGGAGCCCCGAUCUUUGGGCAGUGCCACCGAGGAUGAUGACAACGAUGCGGCCUCGAAGCAGGCCGAUUCGGGAAUCGGGGAACCGGCACCAUCGCCUUCGGUGUCACCAGAACCAGAAGCGGAGAAAUGCCAACACGAAUCGAGUUCCGAGGACGACGAGGCCAUCAAGGUGUACAAUUUCAAGCUGUGCCAGACGUCCAAGAAGGCAGAACCCAUUGCCACCAGUUUGGCGGAAUUGGCCGUACUGUCGGCCCAGGAUAACGACGAAGACGAGGAACAAGCGGAGGAGCGGCUGGUCACCAUGACCAAUGGUCACACGGCCACGCCCAGUAGCGAAACGUCACUCACCUCGUGGAAUUACUCGGUGCCCAUAUCGCCGCCACCAGACUUUUCCGAUCAGCAAACGCAGAAGCGCAGUGCGGGCCCAGUGAGUCCUGGUUCGCCGCUGGACGAGAUUGUGGACGAACUGGCGACCAUCAUCAAUCAACAGCGUCUGGACACGUUGAUCAAGAAACAGCCCGAUCCCCGACUGGCGGAGAUUGAGGCUGCAAAGCCGAAUCGAUUGGCCAAUUUCAGCAUAGCUACGGCGAAAAGUACAACGACGAGGAUUGGACGAGCCGACUCGUUUCAGGCUGGAGGAUCUGGCGCAGAGGCGGAGGUAACCUCACCCGGAGGUACUCUGAGUCUUCGCAGCUCCUCACACGUCUCGCUCAACAAACUGGAGCAGAAUGGCAACGGCCUGGGUCAGAGACGCUCCUCCAGCGAGUUGAGCAUUGGGGAAUCGCCAUCCCUGCAAAGUCUGGAGGUGAUCAAGGGGAUUUUAAAUUCAAGGAAGAACAGCCUGGCAGAAAGUGGGAGCGGCAGUGCGUCAUCAUCGCCCAUUACUGAGCAACCAAAGAUAAUAAGGGAGCUGGAAAGCCUGACCAAAGAAGUGUCAUCGGUGGAUGGCGUUAAGGCCGCCAGUCCUUCGUCAACCGAAGAUCAGAAGCAGACCGCAACUCCUGUUCAGAAACAGUUAACCCCGGCGGUUGAUAAGUCCCCCACUCCUGCUGCUAAAUCCGUGCAGGAUCCUUGUUAUAUUUCGAAUCAGUCACCUUCACCUGUAAAACAAUCACCUACUCCAAUACCGAAACAGCAGAUUUCUCCAGUUGAGAACCCUCUAAUACCGAAACAGCAAAUUUCUCCAGUUGAGAACCCUAUAUUACCGCCUGCUGAAAAACCUGUCCAGGCUGUCCAGGAGAAAGUGACUCCUUCGGUUCAAAAAACUCCUGCUGUUCAACCACAAUCACCGCCGGUUGCCAAGAAGCAGCCGUCGCCUCCAAAGCAAGAAUCACCUCUUCCUAAGCAGAAGUCACCUCUUUCGAAUCCAAAGCCAUCCUCUCCAACUGUGAAAUAUGUCCCAGAGCCAUCUCCUCCACCAGCUCAAAAACUGCUUGUUUCACCACCUGUUCAAGCGGUCAAAGAGGAAACCCCCAUCUCCCCGAGCUCCCAACGCACCAUUACACCUCCGAAUUCCCCGGCUACUCCAGUCAGUCCCGUCAACCUAAGAAACCCCGAAAAUGGCAAGGCGGAAUUCCAACCAAGUCAGCAGAUUGAAACCGCUCCGGGCUCCAAACCUUUACCACCCACAUAUCGGUACUCCGGACCGCCAAGCAUUAAUUUUGCCACUUGGAGCGAACGACCCAAAUCGACGGUGGCCAUCAAGAACGAAGGAGACUACAUUUUUGGCGGAGCAGGAAAGUCCCAAACGGUGACUUCCCCGCCGGCGAAACUCACCAUCGAAGUGGCCUCGCCCAUUCUGAGAAUGGGGAUACCCCAGAGAAAGGAGUACCAUGUACCCAUUACGGUGAAGCCACUUAAGGAUGUCGGUCAGGAUACUCAGCAGCCAAAAAGUCCGGAGAAGCGAGAGGUUCAGGAGGAAAAGGAGCAGCCUAUCAAAGAGGAAACCCUUCAGGUUAAAGUGAAACCACUGGAGAAGCCACAAGUUCAGAUCCAAAAUUCAGUGCAAAGCCAAUCGUCUACUUUGCCGCGACCUGCCAAAAGCAAUCGCUUCACCCUGCCCGCUGGGCAAACCAUCCAAGUGGCCCCCAGCUUGGCCAGUAACUCGCUGCCACGCCCUGUUUCUAGUUUAGAGAGGAAUAAACCGGCGGAAGCAACGCCCACUCCGGCGCCUUUUGGUCAGAACACCUUACGCCGCACCGGAUUCAAGGAGCGCAUGUUGGCACGAGAGCAGCAGGAAAAGGAGCAGGCCCUGAGGAUUAGGGUGUCCGUGAACGGAACUCCUCCUUUGGCCGCUGUCACGCCCACAUCCCCGCCAGAAUCGAAACCUGCCCCGCCGGCGAAGAACGUGAAUGUGGUUUUAAAGUCCACCAAGGUGGAGCUGAAGCUUCAGGAGCCGAUUAAGGAGCCGGAAACAAGGCCGGUUAGCCUACAGGUCAAAUUAAGGCCCACUUCCCAGCAAGUGGUUACGCCCUCACCGCCACCACCGCCUCCGGGGCAAAUGGUUUCGGCUCUGAAACCCGUAAAAACCAACGGCACACGCAGUGGUCCUACAACGCCGGAUCCGCGUUCCCAGCUAAUGGACGCGAUACGGAAUUUUAAGCGCGAAGAGCUUAACCGAUCCUGAUUCAUCGAAAAGUACUAGAAAACUAAGGCACAAAAUCACAAAAGGCAGCGCACAAGUUAUAUAUUUUUUAACCGUUAACAGUAAAUUUUUGUGUUGAGUUGUAAAUAAUUCCGAAAAAGCCAAGAUUUAGUAGAAUUUUUUUUACCCCUUCCCCGCGCUUUUGAAGCGCCUAAUAUCCCUAUUUUUAACUAAUCUUAGUUUUUUGUUAUGAACUAUGUAGUUUUUUAAUGAUUUGUUUUAGUCAUUAGGUCACAAAAGAACCCAAAAAAAAACAAGAUAAGAAUACGAAAAGCUGAAAAAUAAUCUAUAUAUGCAUAUGUAUGUUAUUAUGCCUCUAUAAUAAUAUAUUUCGUUUGUCAUAGUUAAAUACAAUAACCAAUUUAAUAACCAAUGGGACUGGUCUACUUAGUCGUGUCAAACAAUUAUAAAACAAAUGGUAGCGAAAGCAAGCAAACCCAAAACCGCGAGUUAAUAAUGCUAAUAAAUUAUUUUAAAGCAGCAGAUGUUAAGCAUUUAAAGCUCAUGUAUAUAUAUGGCAUUGUAUUAAACUGAAUAAAAUAAAAUAAAAUAAAUAA
Drosophila ficusphila is the source of this 4742-nucleotide messenger RNA. RefSeq names its product proteoglycan 4. The record is from RefSeq and is a predicted model, not a curated record. Lineage: Eukaryota; Metazoa; Arthropoda; Insecta; Diptera; Drosophilidae.